This is a messenger RNA of Rotaria sordida, 516 nucleotides long. The record is from the annotation of a GenBank genome assembly. Lineage: Eukaryota; Metazoa; Rotifera; Eurotatoria; Philodinida; Philodinidae.
AUGUUUUUCAUAUUUCGAAAUAGAUAUGAAAAAUGUCAAUAUGAACUUGAACAAGCAAUAAAAGAUCGUGAAGGAAUAUCAAAUAAAUUCAAAUCAAUACUUGAUCAAGUGCAUGAUUUAGAACAACAAUUAUCAGAUUUACGUAAAAAAGUUGAUAGUGAAUGUACGAAAAAAGAAAUUGCAGCGAAAAAACUUCAAGAAAUAAUAGAAUCAAAUCCAAUUCAAAAUAAUCUAUUUUUAUCUAGACCAAUUCGUAGUAGUCCCCGAUGUGAUCAUGAUCGAAAUGAACGUAAUGUUGCACGACGUCUUGAACAAGUUUUAGAAGUCGAACAUAUGAAUUAUGAAAAAUUACAAAAUGAAAAAAAUGAAGAAUUAGCAAGAUUAUGGGAAGAUAUCAAUAAAUUAAAACAUGAAUUAGAAACACGAAAAGUUGAAAUUGAAAAAUAUAAACAAAUAGUUGAAAUUCGUGAAUCAAUUGAUAAUGUUUUAUUAACAAUUGAUGACCGAGGUAUUUAA